UUUGGUGGAAGGAAGGGAGAGAGCGACAGCGAGGGAGAGAGAGAGAGAGAGCGACAGAGAAAAGGAGGGAGGGAGAGCAGCAGAUAAGUUCAGCACCACGGACAGCGCGCCGGAGCUCCGCUAUCAGCUGCGCAGUGACACGCUUCCUCGAACCAGUGGAGCUUGUGGCGUCUCACUCCACUCACUGUCUCUCCUCCGAGCGUCAUUGCAUCAUUGCAUUGUAAGAGGAGAGACGGGGAAAGACGGGGAGAGAGUGCAGGGCAGCUUCACUCCUCUCCAGCCAUCAACUACCAAGCCAGUCAGCCAGAGUGGCUUUCAGCACCACCACUCUGCUGGUGUUUUCUCCCACCAACCCUCCACCCACCCCUCACCUGCUCUCAUCAGCAUCCGCGAAGAUGCACCGUCCUGCCGGAGGGCUGGCGUUGUUGUUCCUGCUGGAAGCUUUGUGGAUUUUCUGCAAUGUCAGCGGUCUGCAUGGAGCUCUGCCAACUACCCCAAAAUGCGAUGAGCCUCUGGCCUCUCCUUUGCCGCACACAGCCUUCACCAGCUCAUCUGUCUUCUCAAAUGGAUAUGCACCCGGCUAUGCCAAGCUCAACAGGAGAGGAGGUGCUGGUGGAUGGUCUCCACUGGACAGCGACCAUUACCAGUGGCUACAGGUGGAUCUGGGCUCCAGAAAGCAAGUGAGCGCCAUAGCAACUCAAGGGCGCUACAGCAGCUCCGAUUGGACCAUGCGAUACCGUCUGCUCUACAGCGACUCGGGAAGGAACUGGAAACCUUAUCACCAGGAUGGCAACAUUUGGGCCUUCUCUGGAAACUCCAACUCAGAAAGCUCCAUCCGCCACGAGCUGCAGCACGGAAUCGUGGCUCGCUUCCUGAGGCUCAUCCCGCUGGAAUGGAGCAAAGAGGGGCGGAUUGGGCUUCGGAUAGAAGUCUACGGCUGCAUGUACUGGGCAGACAUGAUCAACUUUGACGGACAAGGUGUCAUCUCGUAUCGUUUCAAGGUGAAGAAGAUGAAACUCAUCAAGGAUGUGAUCGCACUGAGGUUCAAGACAUCGGAGAGCGAAGGGGUGAUCCUCCACGGGGAGGGACAGCAGGGGGACUACAUCACCUUGGAGCUCCGCAAGGCUAAGCUGCAGCUGCAGAUCAACCUGGGCAGUAACCAGUAUGGCUCCAUCGUGGGUCAUACCUCAGCGACCACGGGCAGCCUCCUGGAUGACAACCACUGGCACUCUGUGGUGAUUGAGCGCUACCGCCGGAAUGUCAACUUCACCUUGGACAGGCACACUCAGCACUUCAGAACCAACGGGGAGUUUGACCACCUCGACUUGGAUUAUGAGUUGAGCUUCGGGGGGAUGCCCUACAGUGGCAAGCCCGUAGGAGGAGGCCGCAAGAACUUUAAAGGCUGCAUGGAAAGCAUAAACUACAAUGGUGACAACAUUACUGACCUGGCCCGGAGGAAGAAGCUGGACACCUCAAGCUUUCGUAACCUGUCAUUUUCCUGUGUGGAGACGCACUCCUUCCCCGUCUUUUUCAAUGCCACCAGCUUCCUGCAGUUGCCGGGUCGGGCUGCUCUCGACAUUGUGUCAGUUGGUUUCCAGUUCCGCACGUGGAACCCAAAUGGGCUCCUCCUCUUCAGUAACCUCGAUGACGGAACGCUGGAAGUUUCGCUGGAAGACGGCAAGGUCGUCGUUCACGUCAACGUGACCAAGGCGGCCAGGCACUACCGGGUGGACCUAACAUCAGGUUCAGACCUUAACGAUGGCCAAUGGCACGCAGUGCGCUUGGUGGCCAAGGAGAACUUCGCCAUGUUGACGAUAGAUGGUGAGGAGGCUUCCGCGGUGCGCUCCACCUCGCCGCUCUCCAUCACCACUGGAGGGACUUACCACCUAGGAGGUUAUUUCCUCCAGACGUUGUUCCCGCCCUCGCAGCGCUACUAUCAGGGUUGCAUGCAAGCAAUCAUGGUGGAUGACCAACCGGCCGACUUGCAUGCGGUGGAGAAAGGCACAUUGGGAGCCUUUGAGAACGUCAGCCUGGACAUGUGUGCCAUCAUCGAUAGAUGUAUGCCCAAUCAUUGCGAACACGGUGGCCGGUGUAAACAGACGUGGGACAGUUUCAGCUGCACCUGCGACGGAACAGGAUACACCGGCGCCACCUGUCACACUUCUAUCUACGAGCCGUCAUGUGAGGCCUACAAGCAUUUGGGCCGCUCUUCUGAUACCUACUGGAUAGACCCCGAUGGCAGCGGACCACUGGGCCCCUUCAAAGUCAAUUGCAACAUGACAGAGGACAAAGUGUGGACUGUGGUCAUGAACAACCUGCCACCCAAAACCACCGUGACCGGUUCCAGUCGGGACAGACGCACCAUACUUCAAGUCAACUACAGCGCCUCCAUGGACCAGGUGACAGCCAUCACCACCAGCGCGGAACACUGUGAGCAACGGAUCGCAUACAGCUGCCGCAUGUCCAGGCUGCUCAACACACCAGAUGGGACCCCCUACACAUGGUGGGUGGGCCGGGGCAGUGAGAAACACUUCUACUGGGGCGGUUCGGGUCCCGGCAUCCAAAAAUGUGCCUGCGGCAUCGACAGGAACUGCACCGACCCCAAGUAUGACUGCAACUGUGACGCCGACCACACGCAAUGGAGAGAAGAUUCCGGUCUCUUGACAUAUAAGGAACACCUGCCAGUCAGCCAGGUUGCCGUGGGUGAUACCAACCGAGCUGGCUCCGAGGCCAAGCUAACAGUUGGGCCGCUGCGAUGCCAGGGAGAUGAUAACUACUGGAACGCUGCUUCAUUCACCACGCCGUCAUCCUACCUCCACUUUGCCACCUUCCAGGGGGAGACCAGCGCUGACAUCUCCUUCUAUUUCAAGACCAGCGCACCUUAUGGCGUCUUUUUGGAGAACCUCGGCAACACAGACUUCAUACGUUUGGAGUUGAAAUCACCUCAAGUUGUCUCCUUCUCCUUCGACGUGGGAAACGGCCCCGUGGAGUUAACGGUGCACUCGGCCACGCCGCUCAACGACGACCAGUGGCACCGCAUCAUGGCCGAGCGUAACGUCAAGGAGGCGGUCCUCCAGCUGGACCAGACCUACCGGGCCUCUCGGCCGGCCCCUGCGCAGGGCCACACGCGGUUAGAACUGUUCAGCCAGCUCUACGUGGGGAAACCAGCCUCACUCACCUGCCAAGACAGUGCCGCGGGGGGUCAGAGGGGCUUCUUGGGUUGCAUCCGAGCCUUACGGAUGAACGGCGUCACCCUGGAUCUGGAGGAGAGGGCCAAAGUCACGCCGGGGGUCAAGCCCGGUUGCCAGGGCCACUGCACCAGUUACGGCAUGUACUGUCGCAAUGGGGGGAAGUGUGUGGAGAAGUACAACGGCUACUUGUGCGACUGCAUCGCCACUGCUUAUGAUGGCCCUUUCUGCACUCAAGAUGUUGGAGGCUUCUUUGAGGCGGGGACACUCGUCAAGUACAACCUUCUCCCUGAAGAUGCGGCAGGGGCCAUGAAGGACUCCAAGGUCCUCACACAUCACUUGAAGCCCCUGCAGGAAGUCAAUUUAACCAAAGAGGAAGUGGUGUUUAGUUUCAGCACAUCCAGUGCGCCGGCUAUUUUGUUGUAUGUCAGCUCCAGGACGCAGGACUACAUGGCGGUGGUGUUGAGACAAAAUGGCUCUCUGCAGGUGCGGUAUAACCUGGGUGGUCUGAAGGAACCGUUUGCCAUCGAUGUGGACCAGCGGAACUUGGCAAACGGGCAACCACACAGCGUGAAUAUGUCCCGCGUUGACAGAAGCAUCACAAUCCAGUUGGAUCAUUACCCUGCAGUCAGCUACACCCUGCCAGAUGCCUCGGACACCAAGUUCAACCUGGUCAAGACGCUCUUCCUGGGUAAAGUUUAUGAAACGGGACAUGUUGACCCAGUGGUGAUCGAGCGUUACAACACCCCAGGCUUCAUUGGCUGCUUGUCCCGGGUGCAGUUCAACGGAGUCGCGCCCCUCAAGUCAGCGCUGAGGAGCAGCAGUCUUAGCACGCAAGGCACACAGACGACUGUAGCUGCCUCGCCGGCGUCUUACCAGGGGAAACUGGUGGAGUCCAACUGUGGGGCGUCGCCUCUCACCAUCCCACCAAUGUCGGCCGCAACAGACCCGUGGCAUCUGGACAACACAGAUGCAGAAUUCCCCUUCAAUGAGGAGCGAGUGAUUCCUGACGGAGUCAACAGAGACUCAGCCAUCAUUGGAGGGAUCAUCGCCGUGGUCAUCUUCACCAUCCUAUGCACGCUGGUGUUCCUGAUCCGCUACAUGUUCCGCCACAAAGGCACCUACCACACCAACGAGGCCAAAAGCACCGCAGAGCCCGCCGGCGAGUCGGCAGACACGGCCAUCAUCGGCACGGACAACCCGGAAACCAUCGAGGAAUCAAAGAAGGAGUGGUUCAUCUAACUAGCCAAUGACGUGACUCUGAGACAGGAAGUGGAUUGUAGAACCACACGUCACCACCAGGAUGCAGGUGGUUACAAUGAAAUGACCGAUUGCGAUCAUGUAAUCGGACAAUAAUCUCCCAAAGAGUGAGGGGGGACAGGCGUGUAAAAAUGUUUUUUUUUUAUAUACAUCUAUAUCCAGAGUAUUAGAACAGAUGGAGGACUCUGCAAAGACUGGAACAUGUAAAUACUAACUGGCUUGUCCUUUGUAUCGUGUUUGGGAGUUUUCCGGAGUCCUUUGAAUACAGUAUAUGACAAAUAAUUCUAUUUACUGGCUCGUGUGAUAGGACAGAGUCUCAUUUUAAUUUUUGUAACAAAAAAAAUGAUGAAAUCAUGAUGCCAAACAACAUUAACGCCGUGUAUAUUGUUUUUAUUAUCUUCAGAGUCCUAAAUGGAAAUCUAUAUGACAUUUGCCAAUGCCAGUACAGUACAUAUGUAUCAGAUAGAGUUUUAUGUUCGAAUGGGAUGACAUUGGAUUGUACGGGACGUUCCUUGGUGUUUCUCCAAGCAUGCUGGAGGACUCCGUUUAUUUAGCUCAACAUGGCAGCUUUCUGUUUUUGUUCUAGUUGGUCACUUGAACCCUCCAUUUGCCAAACAAACACGCAAGUCUUACAUCUCUAAUUUCGUGGCUAGUGAAGUAUCCCUGAAGCAAUUGGGGAGAGAAAAACAUUUGAUUCAGAGAGAUCGAGAUGGAUGACAAUUGGCUGUUUUGAGGAAAUGAAUCGUGCCUUUGAAAUGUUGAACCAUUUGGCCUUGUCGUCUUAGACCAGGGCUGUUCAACCGGUGGCUCAAGGGACAAAUCCCUCCCCCCUUCCAAAUGACGUCAGACCGACCUGUUCAGUUCAAAACAAUGGCUGCCUUCCAAUCGCGGUUUAAGUCGCCCUCGCUGACUUGUUCAUACAUAAUUGUCGACAUCAUGCAGACUUGUGGGAGUUGUGGGAGUGAUAAUCAUUCUUAAAAACAGCGCUCCUGUCAUACAGAGCAGUGCUUCUCAACCUGUUUUCACUGGAACCCUGUGGAACACGGUAUUAGUUCCCCCGAACCAGAGAAAACAACUAACUUGAUUACCAACAAUCUUUUGUGAGGGGGAAAAUGUACUAAAUCAGCAAUCAUAUCAUAUUUUAAAAGUUUUUUUUUUAAUCUCAAGUACCCCCUGGAGUGCCUUCAAGUACCCCCAGGGAUCCUAUUACCUUUAAAACAGCAGAGCGCUCCUGUCACAUAAUGGAUCUUUGACUAGCGUGAACAUAUUGCACCUGUUUUGAAGCACGUCUUCAUGACUUUAAUCAACACAAUACAAAAUGAGGAUAAUGUUAAAAGGAGACGUGAAGGCCCGCGGGUCGUUAGCGUUCUGAACACCUUAGCUGAAGAGUCCUGGCCUAUACUGUACACUAAAACCUUGACUACUGCUGCAUGAAAUCCUAUCAGUUUCACAUUUGCUGAUUUAACUGGUGCUGAAUCCUGAAAUAGAUGCUAACCAGACAUGGGCAAACUACAACCCGCGGGUCAUACACGACCCCUUAAGCUUUUUAAGCCGACAAUAGGAGUUAUCUAAAUUAUUCCAGUGGUUUCUGAAGCUCUUUCCAGUGAUAUAUGGGUCAUUUUGGUAAUCAUAGAGACCACGUCACAGCAGAUCCGGGAGGGCUUUGAUAGAGUGGUUCUUUCUAGGGCAAAGUUCUGCAGAAAAGUGAUUUUAUGUUGUUUGUUUUUGUGUUUUGCCUUGUCGUCGCUUUUUUCCCUGUGUUUUUGCAAAAACGUGUCUGGGAAGUAAACAAGGAGGGACGUUCACAUGCUCUCUGUCUCAUAGUUCAUACUGUAAAUCCCACACCCUUUCUGAGUGUCUUAUUCAGUAAAAACCUGGCAAACGCAAUCCAGAUGGGACCCAAACACAUAAAACAAACUGUAUGACACUUUUACAGCUAAAAUAAGACAAAGAAUUCUAGGUGGAUUGUUAAUUUGGUGACAUUUUUUACAUGUAUUUCCCCUCCUGUUUGUGUUUCUUCUGCAUUUUCCUUCCAAUGUCACCAGCUGCCAGAUGUUAGCUUCAUACUUUCUUUGGACGUCAUUGUGAUCAAAUUGCCGUGAUUCGUCGCCUCGUGGCCGACGCGUGAACUCAGUUUUCUACAUGGGCCUCAAACAAGACUUCAGAUCCAUGAAGGCAAAUGAGUGACUUCCUUUUUCUAUACUAUACAGUACAUCCUCAUGUUCUAACAUAACAGAACUAACAGAAUUACCCGAAUGCUUUGUUUUCACUUCUAUUGAGUUCAAUAAAGUGUUUGGUCUUUA
Messenger RNA from Dunckerocampus dactyliophorus (ringed pipefish), 6751 nucleotides. RefSeq names its product contactin associated protein 2a (gene cntnap2a). Lineage: Eukaryota; Metazoa; Chordata; Actinopteri; Syngnathiformes; Syngnathidae. The record is from RefSeq and is a predicted model, not a curated record. The transcript has 27 exons. The coding region runs from base 396 to 4430 and encodes 1344 amino acids.